UAAUGAAGGUCUUCAUAUUUCUAUUGAUAUCUAAUUACUUUGCGGAUAUUUUGACCAGAAACUCGCAGAUGAUAUGUCCUGAUGAUAGAUUUUAUAACAAGGAAACAGGAAACUGCACAGAAUGUCCGCCAGGAUAUUUUGAAUCAAACUGCUCUAAACUGUGUCGAUACCCUAACUACGGUAAUGAAUGCCAGGAUCAAUGCACGUGUAAAGAAGAAUAUUGCAAUCACAUUUUUGGAUGUAUCAAAGAUUUGCGAGAUAUCAAACAAUCCAAAGACAGAGUCAACACCAUCAUUGCUGUAACAGUUACUGGAAUUAUUCUCAUUAUCGUCGCUUUCAUCAUUAUCUCCAUUGCUAACCGAAGAUUCUUCACCAGACACAUCCGGCAAAACGCCCACUACGUCGGCACCGUAAUAGCCGAACAUACGGGGAACACGUAUAACCCUCACUUACAUCGUACAGCAGAGUAUUCUAGACCUGAUGAAACCUGUACUCAAGCCGACAACGGAGUGUAUAUGUUGGCAAACACACUUAAUAGAUAUGAAUAUACUGGUGUUCAGAAAGAACUGAGUGCCUCAAUCAUCUGCAGAUUUACUGCACCCAGAACUUACCAUCAAUUCCCUAGAUCACCUGCCACUGGUGCUUAUUCUACUCUUACCCUUUUUCUUCUUCUAAUGGCUUCCUCUUUUAUUCUUCCAAUCUCAGCCGCUGAAACUAUCUGGAAUUCAGGGAACACGAUUGCUAUAAAGAAACUUUCGUUACAAAAAUGGUUUUUUAACACAUGCAACAAAAUUAGAUACGGAUACAUUAUAAAGAUUGUUCAGCAAAAAUCUGUCUCCUUGAAUAUCAGCUCUCCUGGAUCCUCCACCUUAUCCUCAUCUGUACUCCCAGGGGACUUCCUUGGAUACUUUUCCACUAGUCCCGACUCUACGAUAUAUUGUUCAUGUAUGGUGAAUACUUUAUCUAGCAGAUUACUGAAUUGUUCCCUGUGGGAUGACACAAAAGGCACUUGUAAAGAUUGUAACCCCAGAUUUUCCGGAAUAAACUGUUCACAGCAAUGCAGUUAUCCAAACUAUGGUUUAAAAUGUCAAAGUUUUUGCAACUGUCCAGAAAGUGUAUGCGAUAAUCUCAAUGGAUGUAGCUUUAACACAACCACAAUCUACCCUAUAGGAAAGGAGUUAUCAUCAUGCAGUCCUGGGUAUUUUGGCAUAAACUGUUCCUGGCCAUGCAGAUACCCUAACUAUGGUGAGAACUGUCAAAGUGAAUGUAACUGUGAAAAAAGCUUUUGCAAUGUUACAUACGGAUGUAAUGUGGACGAUGUAAAGCCAACAGUACAAACUACGUUAAAUGAAAACCAUGAUGUUAAAAGAGCUGAUUUCUCCAUCAACAUGCUAACGUUAGGAUCAAUAAUCUCCGUUGGAUUUUUACUUGUGAUUAUUUCAAUAAUAGUAGCUGCUGUUUUAUGUAUGAAACAGAUCUCCAAAAGAAUGCAAAUGUUUGAUAAAAGUAACUACCCUGCAUCAGUGCAUCAUGUCACGAACAGAAGCUUUGAUACCUCAGAGGACAUGGUGAAUUAUGAAGGGCGUCCCGUGUCUUCCUGUGAUCAUUUAUAG
Saccostrea cuccullata (small rock oyster) is the source of this 1613-nucleotide messenger RNA. RefSeq lists its product as uncharacterized. The coding region runs from base 3 to 1613 and encodes 536 amino acids. The record is from RefSeq and is a predicted model, not a curated record. Lineage: Eukaryota; Metazoa; Mollusca; Bivalvia; Ostreida; Ostreidae. Gene Ontology annotation, molecular function: scavenger receptor activity. The transcript has 10 exons.